AUGGAAAAGUUCCAGGCCGCGAUGGUUCUCGGAGGAGCGGGAGACGCCCUGGGAUACCGCAAGGGCCGGUGGGAAAUGUGCAUCUCAGGGAAUCAGAUUCAGCAGGAACUGGCAGCUCUCGGGGGCCUCGGGGCCUUGAAGCUGGACGCCGAUAACUGGCCGCUCAGCGACGGAGCCCUGAUGCACAUGACCACAGCAGAGGCGCUCAUCACCGAUUACUGGUGUCUGGAGGAUCUGUACCGGGAGCUGGUGCGCCUCUACGUGGAGGCCAUGGUGUGUCUGCAGGGUCGAGCUCCGGAGCCCAGCACUGCGGAGGGAUGCGCCAACCUCAAGCCACACAACUUCCUGUUAGCCUGGCACACGCCCUUCAAUGAGAAAGGUUCAGGUCACGGAGCCGCGACUAAAGCCAUGUGUGUGGGCAUGCGCUACUGGCAGCCCCAGCGGCUGGACAACCUGGUAGAAGUGAGCAUAGAGACGGGCCGGAUGACACACAAUCACCCCAUAGGGUUCCUGGGUUCUCUGUGUACGGCGCUCUUCGCCUCGUACGCCAUCCAGGGAAAGCCGCUGGUCAGCUGGGGUCGUGACCUCUUGACGGUCAUUCCUAAAGCCGAGGAAUACUGCAGGAAAACCAUCCGGCACAUGGCAGAAUACCAGGAGAAGUGGUUUUACUUUGAGGCCAAAUGGCAGUUUUACCUGGAGGAGAGAGGAAUAGAAGACGGUCAGAGUAAACCCAUAUUCCCUGACCGAUACGACGCUGAAGAGACAGACAAGAUGUAUAAGCGCUGGAGUUCAGAGGGCUGUCCCGGACGCAGGGGUCACGACGCUCCAAUGAUUGCGUACGACGCUCUGCUGGCGGCCGGAUCCAGCUGGGAGGAGCUGUGCAAACGGGCCAUGUUUCACGGAGGUGAGAGCAGCGCGACGGGUCUGAUCGCCGGCUGUCUGUACGGGCUGCUCUACGGCAUCGGACAGGUUCCUGCCGGACUCUAUCAGGAUCUGGACAAAAGACAAAAACUGGAAGAUCUGGGAGAACGACUGUUCCGAGCAGCGGCUGUAGAGAAAGAUCAGAGAGACCAUCAGAUCUCCAUCAUCCCGACCCUGGAUCGUCGAGCCGUGAAACAGCUGAUCCUGGAUCGCUCAACUCAACCGGAAAUCAGGGCCAUCCUGGAGAAUCUGCUGCUUUACCAAAGCCCGGAUCCGCCAAACCCUCCGUCGGCGGCCACGAGAAGAGCCGGUCCACGUCUCACCGCCUUCCAGCUGCUCAGAUCCAGGUUUCUGAAGAGCGUGCCGAAGCCGGUGCUGAGCCGCAGACGAGAGGUGGGCUCUCUGAACGGCAAACACUGGCAUGUUAAACACACACACGGCCCGAGAGCUGAUUCAAGACCUGCCAUGAAGAGAAGAACCUCCAGAGUUCAGGACAUGCUGGAGAAAUUCACAGCAGCGGAGAACAACGACAUAAAGAAACCACCAACACACCGACGAACAGGAGGAUCCGUGUUCAGCUGCUUAAUCAAGACCUUUGAGACUCUAGUGAUGGAGAACAACAGAAACGAUUCAAUACACAAGAACAAGAAACACAAGAACAAAUUAACCAAUUCACAAAAAUCACUGAAGAAUCAUGAGAAUGAAUCAACUGAUUCACAAGAGAUGCUAAAGCAACACAGGAAUGAAUCAACCGAUUCACAAGAAGUACUAAAGCAAUACAAGAACAAAUUAAAUGAUUCACAAGAAUCAUUAAUGCAACAUGAGAACAAAUCAAAAGAUUCACAAGAAUCACUAAAGCAACACAAAAACAAAUCAAAUGAUUCACAAGAAUCACUACAGCAACACAAGAAUGAGUCAAACGAUUCACAAGAAUCAUUAAUGCAACAUGAGAACAAAUCAAAUGAUUCACAAGAAUCACUACAGCAACACAAGAAUGAAUCAAACGAUUCACAAGAAGUACUAAAACAACACAAGAAUGAAUCAAACGAUUCACAGGAAUCACUAAAGCAACACAAGAGCAAAUCAAGAGAUUCAAAAGAAUUACUAAAGCAACACAAGAAUGAAUCAACUGAUUCACAUGAAUCACUAAUGCAACUUGAGAACAAAUCAAAUUAUUCACCAGAAUCACUACAGCAACACAAGAAUGAAUCAAACGAUUCACAAGAAGUACUAAAACAACACAAGAAUGAAUCAACUGAUUCACAAGAAUCUCUGAUCGAGAACAAAUCAAAUGAUUCACAAGAAUCACUAAAACAACAAAAGAACGAAUCAACCAACUCAAAAGAAUCACUAAAACAACACAGAUGUCAGACUACAGCAACACAUGACAAAGUCCCAGCAGGACAGAAAGAGCUCAGACUCCAGGACCUGACUGAGGACUUCCGUCCAGAAAUGAAGGAUUCAUGUGUUGUUGAUGUGACUCUGAGAAAGAGUCGAGCUGAGGAACCAUCAGGACAUCAGCGUCUCAAUGGAAUCAUGAUGCAUCUGGACUCCAUCGGUUCUUCUCCUGAGGUUUUAGAAAUGAACUCAACAACUUUAGACAUGAACACACAGACCCUACAUCAACCCGGAGCCCAGAAGAACCCAGAAGAUCUGCCACAAGAUCACACGCAAAUCACAGCACACGAGUCCUCAAACUCAGAAAACAACACACGACCCUCAGCUGAUCUUCAGGAGGACCUCACGUCUCCUCUGAAUGACUUUAAGGACGAUCGCAGCUCAGAUCUGCAGUUUCUGCUCAGCUUCAGUUCAUCCAGAGGAUCUGAUGGAGAACAGGACGAGGAUCUUUCUCACAUGAAGGACAGAAAACAGGAUCUGUAUUUCAGUGAUCUCAGCGUUAGUGCUUCUGCUGGUCAGAUUCCACCUGAGCUGAAGAUCCAUCAAACACAGGAGAAAACUGGAGAAACACCAAAGUACCGGAGCAUGAAUUACUGCGAUCCUUCAGUGAGACUCACAUUCAUCCCCAAAACCAUCCGAUUCACAGACACUUUCGACUUCUGAAGACUCUCUGUUCUCAGAUCAGCACAUGCAGGUUUAAUCACGGUUAUAUCAGAUUUAAAUGAUCCACAUCAGACAAUAUAUUUCACAUCCAAACACAUGCAGCUCAACUUAUGUUUUUAUUUUCACACACUGUUUCUCUGCGGCACACGGAAGCUUGUUUCCACAGCACCAUGAAAAAAUAUAAUUGUUCAUUUUUUUCUCACAAUUUUAACUUUUGUGCAGUUCUGUGUUUAUAUCUCACAAUCCUGAUUUUUUUCUAGCAAUUCGGCAUUGUGAGAUAUAAAUUUAGGAAAAACGAAACAAAAACCAAAUUAAAAAGAGUUAUUUUAGAGACGACUGUGUGUGCAGCGUUAGAAUAGUGAAACAAAGCGUCCUCCCGUGGGUUUAUCUGGUUCACAGCUGCGCAGCGGGAAUCACAAACAACAGCCCACAAAUCUAUGAAACCAUCAAUAACACAAUCAAUCAUCAUCAAUGUCUGCUCCUAGAAAACUAAUGCUUCAUCAUGCAUAUGCAAACAGGUCAGAAGAUGGAAUAAUGUUUGUGAAACAAGUCUCUUCUGCUCACCAAGGCAACAUUUAUUUAAUCAAAAUACAGUAAAAAUAGUGAAAUAUUAUUAUAAUU
Messenger RNA from Labeo rohita (rohu), 3603 nucleotides. RefSeq names its product ADP-ribosylhydrolase like 1 (gene adprhl1). The record is from RefSeq and is a predicted model, not a curated record. Lineage: Eukaryota; Metazoa; Chordata; Actinopteri; Cypriniformes; Cyprinidae. The transcript has 8 exons. Gene Ontology annotation, molecular function: ADP-ribosylarginine-[protein] hydrolase activity; magnesium ion binding. Bases 1 to 2982 code for a protein of 993 amino acids. Gene Ontology annotation, biological process: protein de-ADP-ribosylation.